Molecule: messenger RNA, 1167 nt
Organism: Salvia miltiorrhiza (redroot sage)
Lineage: Eukaryota; Viridiplantae; Streptophyta; Magnoliopsida; Lamiales; Lamiaceae
Product: pectin acetylesterase 8-like
Exons: 10
Coding region: 1-1167 (388 amino acids)
Biological process (GO): cell wall organization
Cellular component (GO): plant-type cell wall
Molecular function (GO): pectin acetylesterase activity
Source: RefSeq, a predicted model, not a curated record
AUGGGUUACCAAAAUCAAAUCAUGAUAGCCACAUGUUUAAAAAGAGUGCUUUAUCUCCUUGUCUUGAUCAUAUCUCAAGUCAAGGGUCAAGGCACUGACCCACAAGUUAAUGUUACAUUCAUCACUGAUGCCAUAGCAAAGGGGGCAGUUUGCUUGGAUGGAAGCCCCGGGGCAUACUACUUUGCUCAGGGAUUCGAAGAUGGAGUCGACAACUGGAUCGUUUAUCUCCCGGGUGGAGCAUGGUGCAAUUCAAAGGAUGAUUGCCUCCGCAGAAGCAAAAGUGGAGGAGCUGAUGGUUUAGGGUCUUCCAAAAAUGCACCUCCUAAAACUUUGUUUCCCAUCCAAAGUCCAAACAAAAGUAUUAAUCCAGAUUUCUACAACUGGAAUAAGGUUUACAUCCGGUACUGUGACGGUGCAUCGUUUAUGGCAGAUGUCGAAGCCUUCGAUCCGGAAACACAACUCUACUUGAGAGGCCGCAGAAUAUUCAUUUCUGUAUUGGAAGAGCUCAUGGCUACUAAAGGAAUGGCAAAUGCUGCUAAUGCUUUACUCGUCGGAGACUCGGCCGGCGGGCUGGCAACGAUCCUAAAUUGUGAUCAUUUCAGUUCUCUUCUCCCUAUGGCUCGUCGAGUAAAAUGCAUUUCAGAUUCCGGCUUCUUCAUACAGGCGAAAGAUCUCCCUGAAGAUAAUGCCAGAAGAUAUUUUGCCAGCAUAGCAGCCUUUCAUGAACUAGCCGAAUUUUUGCCAGAGUCAUGCACACAGAGAAUGGAUCCAGGUUUGUGCCUUUUUCCAGAAAAUGUGGUCGAUGAUAUCCAGACGCCGCUGUUCCUGUUAAAUUCUGAUUUUGACAGAUAUCAAGCCGAUCGGCCUCUUCUCCUCCGGCUAAAUCUGGCCGGCUGCGCCUCCUCCGGCCGUUCAGCCAUCACUUGCUUCGGCCGGCGUCAUCUGUCGACGCGUCUCAGCCCCGGCGCCGUCCUCUUUCCUCCCCCAACAUCGAGCCCUGAUUCUCAAGGAAUCAGCGCUGCUGCUGCUGCUACCCUUUCGAAAUUGGGCGACCGGUCGCCGUCUGGGAGCGGCGUUGCUCCGGCCUGGAGCCCGUCGACUGGAGUUGCUGCUGCUCGUCCGGUGGUCAACGCCGAUUGCUGCUGUUUCGCCGGAGUCGCCGUCUGA